Messenger RNA from Chelonia mydas (Green sea turtle), 8171 nucleotides. RefSeq names its product cysteine and tyrosine rich 1 (gene CYYR1). Lineage: Eukaryota; Metazoa; Chordata; Testudines; Cheloniidae. The record is from RefSeq and is a predicted model, not a curated record. Bases 2503 to 2967 code for a protein of 154 amino acids. The transcript has 4 exons.
GCAUUCUUUAAUAUUUCAAAGUGCAUUUCUUAGCAUAUAACUCAUUACAAAGACAGAUUGGUGGGUGGUUGUUGUUUCUUUGAGAUCAUAGGCUAAAUAUUUUGGCCUCCGGGCCCUAUCCCCAUUAAUUCUUGAACAAGGUUAACUGAAAUAUUUAUAUAUGGUUGUAGGAUUCAUACUUGACAAAUACUUUGAAGAUAUUGUUUCCAGCUUACAUUGUAGAACAAUUUUCUUAUUCAAUAUCAACAGCAAUUUUUUAAAUAUCAUCUACAAUAGGUAAAACCAUGCUAUAAUUUUCCUCAGGUAAUAUAGUUUUUUAGUUUCUCUUAAUAUAAAUAGGUCCACAAACUGUGUAAUAAGUACACAGGCCUGUAAUCAUGUUUGAAAAGUAUUUUAGAUGUAGUGAAAAAACAUUACAGUGGACAUUGUUUUAUAUUCACUUUUCCAUAUGUUGAUUCUGUCCAUGUGGCUGCAAGCAAAAUAGGCAGUCUAGUUCCAGUAUAUCCAGAAAAAUCAGAUGUGAAUACUAUGUCUGAUUUAAAAAAAAUAAAUAAAAAGCAGGUACAAAUACAACCAUUGUCCAAACCCCUACAGUAGAAUGCGCACAAGCCAUUCACCACUCAAAGGUCUGAUCCUGCUUCUACUGACAUCAAUGGGAGCAGGACUGGUGCCAAAAAUUAAACUAUGGCUUUUAUGGUAGAUGAUCAUAGAAUCGUAGGUCUGGAAGGGACUUCAAGAGGUCAUUUAGUCCAGUCCCUUGUGUUCAUGGAAGGACUUAGUAUUAUUUAGACCAGAGGUUCACAAACCGUGGUCCGCAAGCUCCAUUCAGGUAGUCUACAGAUAGUUCCUUCUAAGAUACGCGCCUGGGCAGCUGCACAUGACAGAAUGGAGGGCCACCCACCUAAUUAGCAGAGCCAUGCAGGCCUGUUGCAACAGUGUUACACUGUUAGCUCAUAUUUAGCUUGUGAUCCACUAUGACCCUCAGAUCCCUUUCUGCAGUACUCCUUCCUGUGCAGUCAUUUCCCAUUUUGUAUGUGUGCAACUGAUUAUUUCUUCCUAAGGGGAGUACUUUGCAUUGAUCCUGAUUGAAUUUCAUCCUAUUUACUUCAGACCAUUUCUGGACCAGUUUGUCCAGAUCAUUUUGAAUUUUAAUCAUAUCCUCCAAAGCAUUUGUAACCCCUCCCAAUUUGGUAUUGGCUGCAAACUUUAUCACUGUACUCUCUAUGCCAUUAUCUAAACAAACAAACAAAAAACAACAACUAACCACAAAUUAGGUAAUUACAUGCCACAGUUGGCUUUGGUUUAUCAUAGGUAUAGCAACAAUGUCAGUCAGGAGGGAGGUCUGUAUUUGCAAAUGCCAAAGGCAACUUCUAAAAUCCUCCAGGUAACUCCUGCUUUUCUAAGCUAGUCUGACCUAAAGCCAGAGCAGGGAGGUAAGCAACAAAUAACAGGUCAGACACCAGAAUACAUAUCUGAUAACAGGCUGCUCCUAUAUGUUCUAAACAAUUAAGUACAGCUGUUUGAGUGUGCAUAGAGUAAAAGGGAUGGAUGGAUGUUUUUCUUGUACUUGCUCCAUUCAGCAGGUACAAAACAAUUAACAAAAAGAUAUACACACCAGCACCCAUCAGUUGUAGGUGCUGGGAUUUACAGGAUCUACAUUUAGUAAUUUGUUAGGUUUCAAAAAUUGUCCUCAAAAUUGAUCCAAAGCAUCCAGCUUCUGCUGCAUGUAGUGAGAGUCUGGGGAUAAACUGUUUGGACUUCCUUCAAGUGACAGGUGCAUCUGCCGUCAUGUAAGGUGUGUGAUUUCUAUCAAGUCACAGCCUAGCACACUGCUACGUUGGGGUUGUGCUGCGUAUUCCAUCUAAUGUAUAACGACUGCUUUCAGAGCGCCCGCUAUGAACCCCCCCUUCCCCCCAAGCUAUUGUGGCACCAGCUGAACAAUUAUAUGAAAAGCAGCCCAGGACGAAAGGCUCACAGUCAUCCAGAUGUCUCCCCCCACACCUAGUGAGAGAAAGGGAUGCUUCAGCGGAAUGCAACCAGCUGGGCUGUUGUGUGCUCUCCGCGGCUCCCCGCCGCCCGUGCAGACACAUCAGCAACUACAGCUGCUUGGUAUAUCGUGCCCGUGCCGUAACUUCGCAGGGCGCUUUGCGAAGCUCGGCUCCUAAAACCAUCGGCUCGCUUCUGUGUGUGAACGCCCCCCCCCACUCACAGCCAGGGCGCACGGGCAGACACGCUGCCUCUGUACACACGUCAGUGCCACCCACCGAGCCGAAACGUGAGCCCCGGCCAGGCCCGAGAGGCAGCAGCAAGACGAAGGGGGCGUGAGAGGCCCGGCCGGCGGCGGCAGCGCUCCGCAGUGCAGGGCAGCGCCCCGCUGAUGGGCGGGCGCACGCGGCAGCUCAGGCCCCCAGCCCCGGCUGCGCCCUUUGCUUUCCCGCGGGGCCCAUCUCUGCCCCGCAGCGGAGGAGGCGCAGUCCCGCUGUCCGUCCGCAGCCCGCUUGCAUGGACACGCCGGAGCGGGGCGGCCAAGGAGACUUGCUUCCCAAGCUGGUGCUGCUCUUUGUCCUCGCAGAAGAUUGUCUUGCUCAGUGUGACAAUGACUGCAAAGCUUACUGCUGUGAUGGGACUACCCCCUACUGCUGCUCGUAUUAUGCCUAUAUUGGGAAUGUCCUUUCAGGCACAGCAAUAGCAGGGAUUGUAUUUGGUAUCGUAUUUAUAAUGGGAGUGAUUGCUGGUGUCGCCAUCUGUAUCUGCAUGUGCAUGAAGAACAACCGUGGGACUCGAGUAGGGGUCAUCAGAACUACGCACAUCAACACCAUCAGCACCUAUCCAGUGGCUCCUCCACCUUAUAGUUAUGAAUAUGAGAUGGAAUACCCAGCAGACCUACCUCCACCUUACACUCCAACUCCACAGACUUCAAUACAGUAUCCGCCACCUCCUCCUUACCCUGGAUAUUCAGGGAAAUAAUUAACUGGCUUUAAAGAGAUAUAAAGUGCCUGUUGAAUCAGCCAGCACAUUAUGGACAGAUAUUGUUGGCUCAGGAGCAAAUAGAAUGGGGCCUACAUCCACAUAUACUGCCUGGGGUAGUGUAACGGGGGACAGUUGCUGUGGCUCAGGAUGACUUCUAAAGGAUGAAGAAAAGUAUAGUCCAUCCCAGAUCACUGUAAUUCACAAAUAAACUGAAGCACAAUAGAAGAAACAGCUAUUAGGACUUACAGCCUAGCCAACAGUGAUUAGCAUCAUCCACAAUUCUGCUGACUUUCUUUAGCAACUUGUUAAAGUGAACUGGAAUAUUAUUUUUCCAAUUAAAGGAAUGUAUGAUAAAAAUGGUUAAUAAGUUUCCUCUUCAGAGCAUGAGAUACAGCAGUUGGGGUCUAUUCUGGGAGGAAAAUUCCAACUGUUGUCUACAAACCUGUAUCAUAUCUUUCCUUGAAGUGGUGUGGAUAAGGAAGAACAAGAAAGACGGAAGCUACUUAUUAACUUCCAUUCCAAAUAGGAAUACCAGAUGAUGUGUUCAGCAUAGCAGUAUUUAGGAUCUGAUAGGUAUACUGCAAACAAGAAUUUUAUUAGUCAUUCAAUAGCCAAAAUAUGACUGAUGUAACUACUUUUGACCAAAAUGCAGGCUAUUUUAAGUGCCUACUUUUAAGGAGAUUAAGCCUGGUUUAUAGCCUGUAAUCUAAGCAUACAGAAUGUUUUUGUAUGUAGAUUUCACUAUAAAUUAUAAACAUAUCUUUUUAUAUGGAUUUAAAUACUGUAUACAGAUUUUUAGGUCACUAGAUAAUACUUUAAUUUUGAAAGUAAAUAUAGAUUCAGCAAAAUCCUGAAAUAGUUUUGGAGGGAAAAAACCCAAGGUUAUUAAGGCUUCAUAGAUUUUUUUUUUUUUUUCCUGCAGUUUGAUUUCUGAUUAAACUGUAUGAAGAUCAGUAGUUAUUUUAAUUGGACAUUUGUUCUCACAAGUUAAUAGUCAACAUAAAGGAAGAUGCAUGCAGAGGGACUGUAAACAUUGCUGUCAACAGGGAAGAUAGGGGAAUGAGUCAUCUUGGUUAUUUAAAUGUGAUUGGGCUCCAUAGAUUGAAAGGGAGAUCAGAGUUGGAUUUACCAUCCUGUUUAAGAACUGCACACACAAAUAGGGGUAUAUGCAAUUCUGUCCUCUUCUCUUCUCUUUCAGAAUCAUUUUUCAGGUGUUGUUGGUGAAUGUCCUUCAUUAGAGAGUUGUUGGAACAAAAACACCAACAUGGAUUUUUAUAUUUUAACUUACUAUUGUGUAACAUUUACAGCUGUUGUAUGGGCUUUUUAUGGCUUCCUUCCUUAUCUGUAUGCUCCACAACUUAUGUAAAAGGUAGAAGAGGAAAAAUGAUGUAACAUAUCAAGAAGUUAUGGUGACCAGAAUUCACAAAGCUGUGGAAACAGCCUUUUUUAUGCAUAUAAACUCCAGGUUAAUCAUGAUUCUUAAGGCUCAGAAUGUGUUUGUUUAAAAACUAGCACAUAGCCCUCAGCUGGAAACUUUCAUGGGCAUUCAAUGUAUUACAAAUUAAAAAGAAAGAUGGUUCUCUGAGGACCUGAACCAAAGCCUACUGAAGUCACUAGAAAGACUCCCAUGACAUUAUUGGGCUUUGAAUUAGGUCCCAAAUGAGGAACACUUGAGGUGUUUAGGCCCUGAUUCAGUAAGGUUUUUAGCGCUAGUGUAGUGUUAAGCACAUGAAUGAUCUCAUAGACUUCGGUGGGAGUACUCACAUGCUUACAGGUAUUUGCAAGCUUAAAUACCUUGUUGAAUCCAGGCCUUAAUAACUAUCUUUGCUAGUAUUUUGGAGUAGCAUUUGUCCCUUCCAGUAUAGGCAGUUUUACCCUCCUCAAAAGUCCACCUGAAGGCAUAAAAAACCUUUAUUCUCAACAGAAUGUGUUUAAAAGGGCUGUUACGUGGUCUUUGGCCAAACCGAGCAUUGUAUAAAGAACUCAAACUUCUUAAUCUAUUCAGAGGCAAUUGGACUAUCCCACAGAACUUGGUUAUAGUGAGUUUCAUAGUGCCUUCAACAAAGAAUGGAGAUUUUAUUAUUCCUUUUGGUGCUUUGCACUCUAAUCCAAAAUUAUCUGAUUUUUAAAAUUAAUCCAGCUCUCUGCUGGAGUAAUAAGGGUGUGUCACAUUAGCCAUUAAUAUGGCUGCUCACAAGGGACAGGCAGCUGUUCAUAGAUAGAGCCUAAAAUAUACUUGACAGUAGGAGUCCUGAUUAUAAUAUUUUGGCUUCCCCUACUCGUGACCAUCUGUUAGGAUGAUGUCAUGUCUGCCAAUAUACCAGUCUCAGCCAGUGGUCAGCCUGCAUAACAAGCAAGCACCAUAUUCUCUGCAUGAAGUCCCUCCUCUCCCAUAGCCACAUUAAUAACCCCAUGCCUUUUUACAGCUGAUCACACCUGAUGACGCUUUUUAUGCCAAAAUAAUUACCCUUGGGAGAGGAAGGUACGAAUGAAGUGAGUACUUUUCCUUCCCUCGUUUCUGGAUUUUCUGCUCUGUAACAAUGUACCUGCAUACAAAAAUACAUCUCAGAGAGCAGUUUUGCAGUUCCAUUUUUAUUUGAUGACCUCAUGCUACUUUGUACAUUUAACCUCUUACAGUUUCCUGAACAGAAAACGGAAAUAUAAAUGUCUCAUAGAUCAUGAAUCUUCCCUCAUCAUGAAGAUCUUUCUCAUAGUGACAUUAGUCAGAACAAGUAAGAAAGCACAUCUCUUAUGGAAAGAGGCAUUUCUGAUAAUUAGUGAGAAAUCAUCGGUCAAGAGAUCCACAGUUUAACUCGCAGCUUUGAGAUUGCACAUCGCUGAUGGUAUCAUAUUGUAAAGAUGGUCCUGGUGGAUAAGGUGUCUAGAUUACAUAAGUAGCUUGUGUAUUCAGGAGGACAGUCUUAGAAAUUCAUUUUAGCAUCUCACAGAAAUAAACAUCCUUUUGUUUGAUGGGACCCCAGUAAGAGAGAGCCUUGGGGUGCACACUUGGUACAUUAAUUUUCUCAAAAAACUUUUGGGCCAUAUCAGAGGAUGAUUCAAUGUCUCAUAACUGAUUUACAUUCACCCUUGCCCUGGCUGAUCGCAGAAUGAAGCAUAAGACUGUUCCAUUCCUGCAAGUCAGCUGGAAUUUUGUCACUGAAGGAGUAUACAUCAAGCCCUAUCAAAGUAGAUGAUGAUGUAGCUAUUGUGACAGGGUCAGGCCAGAUGGCUUCAGGAGAGUGAUAGAAGGCAGAUAUAUUAGCCCCAGGUUGAGUAGGUCCCUUUUCCCUGGGUAAGGCAACAGGGAAGGUUCCAGAACAAUCAGGAACUUUCUGGAAACAAUUAAGGCAGGCAGGCAGAUUAGAACACCUGCAGCCAAUCAAGAAGCUGCUAGAAUCAAUUAAGGCUGGCUAAUCAGGGCACCUGAGUUUAAAAAGGACCUCACUUCAAUUUGUAGCGUGUGUGUGAGGAGCUCGGAGCAAGAGACACUAGGAGCUGAGAGUGAGAAUGUGUAUUGUUGGAGGACUGAGGAGUACAAGCAUUAUCAGACACCAGGAGGAAGGUCCUGUGGUGAGGAUAAAGAAGGUGUUGGGAGGAGGCCAUGGGGAAGUAGCCCAGGGAGUUGUAACUGUCACACGGCUGUUCCAGGAGGCACUCUAGACAGCUGCAUUCCACAGGGUCCUGGGCUGGAACCCAGAGUAGAGGGCGGGCCUGGGUUCCUCCCAACUCCUGGUCAGACACAGGAGGAGUUGGCCUGAGCUGUGGGUUCAUGAAAACGGCCAAACUGAGGGCUGCCAUGAAUCUCUGAGGCAAGCAAAUCCGCCAAUAAGUGCAAGACCCACCAAGGUAGAGGAGGAACUUUGUCACACUAUAUACAGUUGAGUACUUUCAGAGUGUUUGAGAAGAGUUUAAAUGGUAACAGCCUUCUUAAAGCAAACUGAGGUGCAUGUACAAUACAAGCAGAUGAAAGAAAGUUUGGAGGGUUUAUUAAAUUUAAGCAACAUGGCAAAGAAACAGUUGCUGCAUAACAAGAAAGAAGAGUUUCACCAUCUUAAAUAGGCACAGAGUUAAAUUUAGUUGAAUUCAGAACUUCUGGCUGAGUAGCACUUAUUAAAGGUCUUAUCAGUUGGAUCAGUGCUUCAUCUUCAUACAGAGUAAGCAACUCACAAACAGGUAUCUCUUUAGAGACCAUUCUGCUCCCAGAGUAUAUUCUAGCAAUUUCAAGAGAAAUCUAUUUAAGCAUUAAUGACCUAUUUGGGGGAUUUUACAGUUAGGUAAUGAUCAGUUAGAGGAGUUAAAAGGUCAAGGCAAAGCCAUAGGAAGUUAAAUGUACUAGACUAUCAUUACUUAAAUAACAUACUCCAAUGAAUAGAUCAUUAGUGGUAAUAUAAACUUUUCUUAAUGAAAAAUUAAAGGAUUUACUCUUUUAAUGUUGAUUAGUUUGAAAGCGUAAUAGGGAAUGUUUAGCAAUUUUAGCAAAUCUGGAGGCCAGAUUCUCAAUAAUGCCACAAUACAAAGACGAUAAUGCUUCAUAAAUCAAGUAAGUCGAUAGUAACAGUGUUCUAUUGUAAAAAUACAUCCUUCCAAUUUAAAGCUAAUAUUUCCAAGACCUUUUGUUAAACCACAGCAAUAUUUUUAUGGAUUGGGAUAGUUCAUAAAGGGCUAGUGGUCAUGUAUUAGAAUAAUAAUAAUUAAUAGCAUUUUACAUUUCUAUAACAGCUUUCAUUCUAAAGGAUCCCUGAAAGCUUUACUAAUUAGAUAUGCAGGAAUCUUUCAACCACCACUGAAAUGUAUUCAAUCAGGGAAUGAAACAGGACAAGUAUUUAAGCGCACAGAGUAACAGUACAUGACAGUUUGGGACAGGAAGCAAAGAAAAAUGCCUUAAUCCCUUGAAACUGUACAUGGAAUUAAAGUAGAUGAAAUGUAUUUAUCCAAAUAGGAAUUUGCCCUGGAAAUCCGGGUCUGCACAACAAAUCUUGAGAAAAGAUUGACUGGAGUCUUUAAUGACAGCAAGUGGUCACUAUUAUUGUGUUAUUUUUAUUUAUCAAUGCCUGUAUUUGUGUUGCAGUAAUGCCUAGAGGCCUCAACCAAGAUCAGGGCCCCACUAUGAUGUACAUCCAUAUUGUAAAACUGCCCAUGCCUUUAAGACUUUGCAAUGUACAUACAAGGGUAAAAGAAAUAAAGUAUUAUUAUUAUUAUUA